This is a messenger RNA of Propithecus coquereli (Coquerel's sifaka), 1126 nucleotides long. RefSeq names its product placenta-specific 1 (gene PLAC1). The transcript has 3 exons. Bases 289 to 927 code for a protein of 212 amino acids. The record is from RefSeq and is a predicted model, not a curated record. NCBI's taxonomy places the organism in Eukaryota, Metazoa, Chordata, Mammalia, Primates, Indriidae.
AUAUAUCAGGCCAUCAGCAGUAUUUGUAUAAACAGUGACUCUCCUAUGAAGGUAAAGGCCACCCCCUCCUUCAGUUCCAGGGACUGAGAUACAUUUUUCCAAUCCUGGGGGCAAAUACAGACGCAGCAAGUUCCUUCUUCCCUUUGGAAAUUUGGCAGCUGCCUUCUCCAGCGAGCACAAAGCCACAUUUCAAAGGAGACUGACAAAUUAUCCCCAGCUGCCAGAAGGAGAAAUCCUCACUGGACGGCUUCCUGUUUCCUGUGGUUUGUUACCUGAUUGGCUGCAGGGAUGAAAGUUUUCGAGCUGAUAGUAGGGAUGGUCCUCCUCGCCUCUGUGUUUUCCGUCUGUUCUGGACAAAAUCCAAUGACUGUGCUGUGCUCGAUAGACUGGUUCAUGGUCACAGUACACCCCCUCAUGUUGAACAACGAUGUAUAUGUACACUUUCAUGAGUUGCACUUGGGCCUGGGUUGCCCUGCCACCCAUGUCCAGCCACAUGUCUACCAUUUCACCUACCGUGUUACCGAGUGUGGCAUCAGGGCUAAGGUUGUCUCCCAGGACGUGGUUAUCUAUAGCACUGAAAUGCACUAUGCCUCUAAGGGCACAUCAUCCAAGUAUGUGAUCCCAGUGUCAUGUGUUGCCCCUCAAAAGUCCCCAUGGCUCACCAUGCCCUGCUCCAUGAGAGUAUCCAGCAUGACUGGGACCCCAGCCCAGAAUGAUGAGACAUGCUACAAGGUGUUCAGCUUGUCACCACCCAGCCAAAGGCCCAACUGCGAUUGUCCGCCUUAUGUAUUCAAUGAAGCAGCGUAUCCCCAAGUUCCCCAUCAACAAGCAGAGGCACAAGAGGCCCGUUCUAUGCAGCCAUCUUACUUUGUUGAUAUUUCUGAGGAUUGGUGUCUUCACUCAGAUGAUCUGAUUGGUCCUAUGUGAUCCCCAGGUUUGGGGUUUCCUGAAGAUGCUGUUUCUAGAGUUAGUAAUAUAGUAUUUGCAAAUAUCAGACAAAUAAGAGCUCUUGUGGCCCUUUUAUGAGUGCUUUUGAGAAAGGGAAACCCAACGGCAACUUCAUGAAUAAGGCUUUUUUUAUAUUUUUGUAUUCUUUUCUAAAGAAAAAAAUAAAAUUCUGAUGGCA